ACUAAUUAAAACGUCGUUGAACUUCAACGCAGAUAAUUUUGCUGUAUAGGCGUAUAGGGUUUCCAAUUGAUUUCACCCCAUCCUGCCGUCUUUAUUUACUCAAUCGAACAGAUGAGCCAGCCAGAGCAUCAUUCAACAGAUGCAAAGCAUGCCAAAGGAACCGAAGUUUUUGUUGGGGGAUUGCCCUCUACAGUAUCUGAAGACAAAAUCAGCAAGGUAUUCUCUGGUUGUGGCGAAAUUGUGGAAAUUCGUAUGAUAAAGGACCAGAAAGGCAAUUUAAAGGGAUUUUGCUUUGUGCGCUUUGCAACAAAAGAGGCUGCAGACAAAGCUGUGAAGGAAAAAUCUGGAAUUGUGGUGGAUGGAAAGAAGAUUGGCGUUCUCCCAUCAAUCCAGCAGGAUACAUUACACUUUGGAAACCUUAACAAAGGUUGGAGUGCUGAUGAAUUCGAAAAACUUGUUCUCCAGGUUUUCCCUGAUGUUGUAUCUGUUGAUCUGGCAAUGCUCAAAGACAUGCCACCUGGUCAAAAGCAACGGAACCGUGGUUUCGGUUUUGUGAAAUUCUCAUCUCAUGCGGCUGCUGCACGUGCCUUACGGGUGGGCUCCCAGUCGGAUUUUCGUCUUGGUGGAAAACUGCAUCCGGCUGUUCAGUGGGCCGAGGAGGAAUGUGAAGUUGAUCCAACAGAACUUGCUAAGGUAAAAAUAGCUUUUGUCAGAAAUCUGCCAACUGAUGCAGAUGAGAACUACUUGAAGCAAUUGUUUGAGCAUUUUGGCAAGGUAGAUAAAGUAGCAAUAUCCAGAAAGAGCGCCUCACCAGUUGCGUUCAUUCACUUCACCGAUCGAUCAGAUCUUGAAAGAGCUAUAUUUACAAUGAAUGAGAAAACAAUUCAAGGACCUAAUGGAGGUCCAUUGGUUAAACUCCAGGUUGAAGUUGCAAGGCCUACUGGCAGAAACAAGAAACGAGCUCAUGAGGAUUCACACAGCAGUCCUGCUAUGGUUCAGGGUCAUUCCAAACUUUUAAAGGAGGAAAUAAGCGCCAGUCCAUCCAUUAAUCAUAAGUUCAAUGUCCAGAAGGACUUGGAAUAUGCUGCUGAUCCUUAUGAGGCUGCUGUAGUCUCCUUACCUUUAUCUAUUAAAGAACGUUUACUCCGCAUCCUACGUCUUGGAAUUGCUACUCGUUUUGAUAUAGACAUACAACAUCUGAGCAGUCUCAAGCAAAUACCUGAAUCUGCAGCUAUAUCAGUCCUUGACCAGGUUUCAGAGAAAUCUUAUUUACGCUUUUCCUGGAUACUGAUUUAAUUGAUUGACA
Olea europaea var. sylvestris is the source of this 1306-nucleotide messenger RNA. Its product is annotated as heterogeneous nuclear ribonucleoprotein Q-like. Bases 112 to 1296 code for a protein of 394 amino acids. The record is from RefSeq and is a predicted model, not a curated record. Gene Ontology annotation, cellular component: nucleus. The transcript has 15 exons. Lineage: Eukaryota; Viridiplantae; Streptophyta; Magnoliopsida; Lamiales; Oleaceae. Gene Ontology annotation, molecular function: mRNA binding.